Psammomys obesus (fat sand rat) is the source of this 2247-nucleotide messenger RNA. It is a transcript of the gene Slc27a3, whose product is annotated as solute carrier family 27 member 3. The transcript is spliced from 10 exons. Gene Ontology annotation, molecular function: long-chain fatty acid transmembrane transporter activity; long-chain fatty acid-CoA ligase activity. Gene Ontology annotation, cellular component: mitochondrion; endoplasmic reticulum. The record is from RefSeq and is a predicted model, not a curated record. Lineage: Eukaryota; Metazoa; Chordata; Mammalia; Rodentia; Muridae. Bases 129 to 2126 code for a protein of 665 amino acids.
CCGGCGCACGCGCGCCACGUCCGGGGAAGAAGGGUUCUUGGAGCUGGCCCGAGGCGGGCUCAGUGUUUCAGGAGGGACCACCUGGAGUGCCUGCGAGUUGCCGACAGCGACCGGAGGAAGAGGGCACCAUGGCGGCCCUCCUCCUGCUGCUGCUGCUGCUGCCCCUACUCUUGCUGCUGCCUCUGCUCCGGAAGCCGAGCCUCUGGCCUCAGCUCCGCUGGCUGCCAGCCGACCUGGCCUUCACAGUUCGCGCGCUCCGCUGCAAAAGGGCCCUCCGCCGCCGCGCGCUCGCCGCAGAGGCCGCUGACCCGGAGAGCCCCGACGGCGGGUGCAGCCUGGCCUGGCGCCUUACACACCUGGCCCGGGAGAGGCCGGCACACACCUUCCUCGUCUACCGCGCUCAGCGCUUCAGCUACGAGCAGGCGGAGCGCGAGAGCAACAGGGUUGCUCGCGCCUUCCUGCGCGCGCGGGGCUGGGCCGGGGGCCGGCGAGGCUCGGGCAGGGGCAGCACCGAGGAAGGGGCGCGCGCGGCGCCUGCGGCCGGCGGGGCGGCCGCGCCCCCUCUGGCACCGCGGGCGACGGUGGCGCUGCUCCUCCCGGCGGGCCCUGAAUUCCUAUGGCUUUGGUUCGGACUGGCCAAAGCGGGUCUGCUCCCGGCCUUCGUGCCCACCGCCCUGCGCCGAGGGCCCCUGCUGCACUGCCUCCGCAGCUGCGGCGCCAGCGCGCUGGUGCUGGCCACAGAGUUCCUGGAGUCCCUGGAGCCCGACCUGCCAGCCUUGAGAGCCAUGGGGCUCCACCUGUGGGCCGUGGGCCCUGAAACUCAUCUUGCUGGAAUCCGCAAUUUGCAGUCUGAGGCAGCAGCCCAAGUGGACGAGCCGGUGCCGGGGUACCUCUCUGCUCCCCAGAGCAUAAUGGACACCUGCUUGUACAUCUUCACCUCUGGGACUACUGGCCUGCCCAAGGCUGCUCGCGUCAGUCAUCUGAAGGUCCUGCAGUGCCAGGGGUUCUACCAGCUGUGCGGAGUCCACCAGGACGACGUCAUCUACCUCGCACUCCCGCUGUACCACAUGUCUGGCUCCCUGCUGGGCAUUGUGGGCUGCUUGGGCAUUGGGGCCACGGUGGUGCUGAAGCCCAAGUUCUCAGCCAGCCAGUUCUGGGAGGACUGCCAGAAGCACAGGGUGACAGUGUUCCAGUACAUCGGGGAGCUGUGCCGGUACCUCGUCAACCAGCCGCCGAGCAAGGCAGAACACGGCCAUAAGGUCCGGCUGGCCGUGGGCAGCGGGCUGCGCCCGGACACCUGGGAGCGCUUCGUGCGGCGCUUUGGGCCUCUGCAGAUCCUGGAGACGUACGGAAUGACGGAGGGCAACGUGGCCACUUUCAACUACACGGGCCAGCAGGGUGCCGUGGGGCGUGCUUCCUGGCUUUACAAGCACAUCUUCCCCUUCUCCUUGAUUCGGUAUGAUGUCAUGACGGGGGAGCCUGUUCGGAAUGCCCGGGGCCAUUGUGUGGCCACAUCUCCAGGUGAGCCCGGGCUCCUGGUGGCGCCCGUGAGCCAGCAGUCCCCUUUCCUGGGCUAUGCUGGGGCUCCAGAGUUAUCCCAGAAGAAGCUGUUGAAGGACGUCUUCCGGCCCGGGGACCUUUUCUUCAAUACUGGGGACCUCUUGGUCUGUGACUCGCAAGGCUUUCUCCACUUCCAUGAUCGCACUGGAGACACCUUCAGGUGGAAGGGGGAGAACGUGGCCACGACUGAGGUGGCCGAGGUCCUAGAGGCCCUGGACUUCCUUCAGGAGGUGAACGUCUAUGGAGUCACGGUGCCAGGGCACGAAGGCAGGGCUGGCAUGGCGGCCUUGGCUCUGCGGCCUCCUCAGGCUCUGGACCUAGCGCAGCUCUAUGCCCACGUCUCUGAGAACUUGCCACCUUAUGCCCGACCCCGGUUCCUCAGGCUCCAGGAGUCUCUGGCCACCACGGAGACCUUCAAACAGCAGAAGGUUAGGAUGGCAAAUGAGGGCUUUGACCCCAGCCAACUGUCUGACCCCCUCUAUGUUCUGGACCAGGAUUCGGGUGCCUACCUGCCCCUCACACCUGCCCGGUACAAUGCCCUCCUGGCUGGUGACCUUCGAAUCUGAGACCUUCCUCUUGAGGGAGGGGCUCGGGGGUACCAGCCACCAUGAGGGUACCAGGGAUUUUCGAGUACCUUUUGUAUACGGAGUCAAUACUGUUAUUUUGUAAUAAAGAGUUGGAGCCUGA